AGCGCGCGUCACGCGCGGCGGCGACAGGAGAAAGCGAAGUUCCCCCCGCGCGAGCGCAGGCACGCGGGUGGAAGGAACAAAAACACCGCGCGAGGACGCCCCGGAUUCGCGCGGCCUUCUCCGCGCUGGCCCCUAAUCGUCCCAGGCCAUGGCGUCCAUCCAGGUCGCGAUGCGAUGCCGCCCGUUCGUCGAGAAGGGCGACCUCGGGAUCAAGCUCGAACAGACCGGGGACGGGCCCGCGGGAGGGGAGGUCAACGUGAUCAACAGCAAGUACACGCAGACGAGGUUCGGAUUCGCGUACGCGUGGUGGUCCGCGCACAACGCGGCGAAGUACUGCGAGAAGGACAAGGAGAUCGCGAACGGGAUGGAAUUCAUCGACCAAGACAAGGCGUACAACGCGUGCGGGGAGAAGGUGAAAGAGAACCUCCUCGACGGCUCCGCGGUCGUGAUGUUCGCGUACGGGCUGUCCGGGUCGGGGAAGACGUUCACGGUGUUCGGCCCGGACGCCGCGGACUCCCCGGACGCGUGGUUCAAGCAUAAGACGCCGCACGCGAUGUGGGGCAUUCUGCCUCGACUGGCGUACACGAUGUUUCAAGAAAAGGGCGACGACUGGAAGAUCUCGAUGAAGUACUUUCAAAACGUCGUCGACACCGUGCGGGAUUUGACCUCCAGCGCGGCGAAAGAGCAGGCGUACAAGUCCGGGAUGAGGAAAGACGGCGACGGGUUCAUGGACAUCGACUGGUGCGGGAAGGUGCCCAUCGACUCGUGGUCGCACCUGUGCGAUUUCUUCCAAAAGUGCAACGCUCGCAAGGCCAUCUCCCCGACGCAGUUCAACCACCAGUCCACGCGCGGUCACUGCGUCAUGACGUUAGAGGUCGAGAAGCCGAUGGCCGACAACCCGUCGAUGAAGCAACGCGGGCGUCUGUACGUGUGCGAUCUCGCGGGCACGGAACCCGCGGGCGACAUCUUUUACGCGGAGUACAAAAAAGAAAAGCAGGCGGACGGGAGCAUCGAGCACAUCCUCCAAGGCCCGCACGCGGACCAAGGGAAGACGAAAGAGCUUCAAGACCAGGGGAAGAAGAUUAACCUCUCCCUGUCCGAGAUGGCGCAGUUCUUCAUGAAGAUGGCGGAGGCGUUCAAAGCGAAGAAGCUCAAGCCCGGGGUUUCAAUCUCCGGCUGCAACUCGUACUUUCUGUGCAAGUACCUCAAGGACACGAUGAUGUGCGCGAAAACGUACUUGUUCUGCGCGAUCCGACCGGAGGUGAAGUUCCACCCGUACACGUACUCCACCCUGGGGUUCGCGAACAACGCGUCCGUGAUCAAGCUCUCGCCUAAGAAAGCCACCGCGGGGUCAUCACCGAUGGAGAAGAAGCUCCUCGCCGAGCUCGCCGCGAUGCAGGAGCUCGUGAAGCAGCUCAGGGCGCAGCUCGCCGCGGGCGGCGGCGGCGGCGCCGCGGGCGAGGCCGUCAGCACCCUCCAACGCAUGGAGACGCAGAUUGGCGAGAAGAAGUCCGCGCUCAUGCAAGAGUCAGACCCGACCGCGGCGGCGAGCGCGGAGCAGUACGAACGGCAAAAGGAGCACCUCAAGCAACGCGGCAUCACGCUCGCGUCCGAGAUUGAAGACGUCGCGACGUUGAACGUCCCGUAUCUCAUCAACGUGGACGAGGACCCGUUCCGCUCUGGACGCAUGUUGUGCGUCCUGGAGAAGACGCCGACGACGUUCGGAAGAACGGACGCGGACAUCCGACCGCCUUCGAUGAGCAUCGUGCAAGACCACUGCUCCAUCGACGGCGUGGCGAAGAAGCUCAAGGUCGGGAAAGGACGGAUGUUCGUGAACGGUAACAAGAUCAAGUCUGGGCAAGAGGUUAACCUCAACGCGGGCGAUCGCGUGAUCAUCGGCGCGGAGCUGUUCGUGUUCCAAACGCCCGGGAACGCCGUGGAUAUCGACCAAGACCUCGCGGUGUCCGAGUACCGCGAGACGAUGGCGGACCACUCCGAGUACAAGGACCAGUUCAAGAAGGCGACCAGAGGGCUGCAAGGCGCGGGCGGCAAGGAGAUCUCUCUGAACAGCGGCGACGCGAACUCGUUGGAGGGGCAGAUGGUCGAGAUUUACCCCCUCUCCGUCGAGCUCGAGCACCUGUGCAUGCUCAUGGACCGCGAGUACGUCGACUUCAACGUCGUGCUGCAGUCGGACAAGGUGACGAAAGCGGGCAAGGACGACUGCUCCGUGAAGGUGAAGGUCAUCAACCGGAACGAGAACCCGGUGCAGGUCGUCUACCUCGCGACGUUCGAGUUCAAGAGGUGCUACAAGAUCCUUUGCGACGAGCUGUACUUUUUGAGAGACGCCGUGCAAGCGGAGGAGCAGUACGUCGUCCCCUUUGAGCACGACCCGAUCAACCUUCUCUUCGACGCCACGUUUCACGUCGGCACCGCGGUGAUGUUCCCGGAGUUUUUGGUCUACAACCUCGAGACGGACGCGAGCGAGAAACAGCUCGAAGUGUUCCCAGCCGCGGCGAGCGGCAACCAGGACAUCAACGCCGGAACGCUGGAGGUGACGUGGACGCCGUUGCCCGGCGAAGAUGGGAAAGUCGUCGACAUCGGCUCGGAGGAGGAGCUCCUCGGGAAGCCGUGGAAGUACAAGGUGCACAUCAAGCAAGCGCUGCAGCUCAGCAUGAUCUGCGACAUCUGCUACUGCGAAUACGAGUUCUUCGGCGGCGAUCUGUUCGCGACUGAGGCGGUCGAGUUCGACGAGCGUCCGACGCGGUCGCCGGUGCUGGACUACGAGUACGUGCACUCGGUGGAGUGCGUCACGAAGGAGUUCAUCGCGUGGCUGAAGGAGCCGCUGGAGAUAAAAGUUUACAUCUCCCUGGACGUGAAGAAACCGAAAGCGCUCGUCUCGACGGAGAACCCGAAAGUGUACGACCUCAUCUGCAAGGAUCUCAAGAAGCCCGCGGCGAAGGUGCGACCGGACACGGGGAGCAAAGAGCUCGAGGCUGAGAUGCAAGAGCUCCAGCGGAAGCUCGCCGCGCUCGUCGCGGAAAACGCCGAGAUCAAAAAGGCGAACAAGCGCCUAACGAUGCAGAAGCGGAUCGCCAUGGCCGCCGCGAGAGACGCGGGGGUGAAGCAGUACCCGGAGACGGGCAUGGCCGCCAUCGCGAGCGCGGCGGCGAACGAACCCGCGCCGCCCACCGCGGAGGCGGAGAAGAAGACGGAGGCGAACGGGAAGAAGAGCAGCGCGUGCGUCGUGCAGUGAAUUUGCGUGUUGAUUUGCGCGCGCACGGCUGGCGCGCGGUAGGUUCUGUCGUUGUGAAUACCCCAUGUGCAGCAACCUCAUCU
Micromonas pusilla CCMP1545 is the source of this 3336-nucleotide messenger RNA. RefSeq lists its product as uncharacterized. Gene Ontology annotation, biological process: microtubule-based movement. Gene Ontology annotation, molecular function: microtubule binding; microtubule motor activity; ATP binding. The transcript is spliced from 3 exons. Lineage: Eukaryota; Viridiplantae; Chlorophyta; Mamiellophyceae; Mamiellales; Mamiellaceae. Gene Ontology annotation, cellular component: kinesin complex; microtubule. The record is from RefSeq and is a predicted model, not a curated record. Bases 149 to 3253 code for a protein of 1034 amino acids.